AUGGCAAACGACGAGCGCGGCGCCGGCGAGGAGCGGGGAGCGGCGGAGGACAGCAUCGUGUGGAGGGAGGAGGCGGGGAAGUUCGAGACGCCCGACGGCGAGGCCUUCCUCCAGUACCGCCUCGUCGUCCAGCCGCGCGCCUCCUCCGUCCGCGGCGGCGCGUCCCCGGCGGCGAUGGACAUGGUGCACACGUACGUGCCCGGGAGCAAGCGCGGGCAGGGGCUCGCCGCGCGCCUCUGCGACGCCGCCUUUGCCCACGCGCAGCGCCACGGCAUGCGCGUCAUCCCCGCCUGCUCCUACAUCUCGGACACGUACCUCCCUCGCAAUCCGGCGUGGAACGAACUUGUCUACAAGGCUGACGAGCCCAAACACAGCAGCACCAGCAGUAGCAUGUAG
Molecule: messenger RNA, 396 nt
Organism: Triticum turgidum subsp. durum (durum wheat)
Lineage: Eukaryota; Viridiplantae; Streptophyta; Magnoliopsida; Poales; Poaceae
Source: the annotation of a GenBank genome assembly